Messenger RNA from Diaporthe batatas, 973 nucleotides. RefSeq lists its product as uncharacterized. Lineage: Eukaryota; Fungi; Ascomycota; Sordariomycetes; Diaporthales; Diaporthaceae. The transcript has 2 exons. The record is from RefSeq and is a predicted model, not a curated record. Bases 128 to 745 code for a protein of 205 amino acids.
CUCAUUGUCGCCCCGUGCCCGCGAGCUCUAGUCGCAACGGCCCACGCCAUUAUCAAUCUGUAAAGUUGCAUCGUAUUAUCGCUGUCUGUCGGAAGCUAUCACGGAAGUUUCCGCAUCAGAACCAAGCAUGCCGCUACCAAAUCCCGGGGAUAUGUCGGCAGGGCCGGUACGGAUACUGGUGCAAACAGUAACACAUCUUGUGCCCGGAAACGAUUAUGCGGAACGAAUCGAGUAUAUGCAAAACCUUAUUUGUCAGCAUCACUGGAAGCGCGACUUCGAUUGGGACCAGGAUCGCUGGAACGUGUACGGUAGUAACCAAUUUGCGUUGCGGAACCGCAACUGCUACUUUCUCAUCGAUCAUGGCCAUAGCGAGGGAGAUCCUCCAGUUCUGUGGUACAAGUGGACGGGAGAAUCACUCAUUGCUAUGGAACAAGCCCUGCCCGAGCAAAUAAAGAAAAAAUUGGAACGUUAUCCAUUCUCGAUGCGACCAGUUCAACGCCGGGAAAGCGAAAGGCCUGCAGGGUUUGAUACAAAAACCCAUCGCCAGAUUAUUCUGACGAAACUCCGUUCCGAUAUGACCAUCACAGAUGACGAUGUUCAGUUCUUACAGGCGCAACCAGAGGCCGCAAGAUGGCUCGAGGAUAAUGCCGAGCCUCAACUUUGGAUGAAGAUUCAGUCCCUAUUGGAGUCAACUCAAGACGGUAGCAACAUAUGCGCCGAUCCGGCAGAUACGUUGAAGUCAUGAAGUCGGGGUGGAAGUCCACGACAGGCCAGCGGACGUCUGUCCCGAAAUCUUACACUUGGGGGUGGGAAUGCAGAUUUAAAGACGACGUUCCUCCUGUCAGAGAGAAAUGAAACCAAUGGCACUGUACACAAAACCAAGAGAUCGCAAAUGCUUUGAUUUCAUAAGCAUGCGAGCGAACGUGAUAUGUAUUGUUGGCUCGCUAGAAUUGAAAGAGCAACUUCCCUAUUA